CGCCAGCUGUUAUAAAACCACCGAAGAAGAAGAAAAAGGCUAACGUUGGUAUCAGGGGUUCGGAGGAGCAGGACCGAGUUCGUUUCACUUUUCCGGGUCAGAACCAGCGUCAGUGAGACUGUAGUGAUCCAGUCUGAGGAGGAUCUGUCUCCAGGGCGUAGUGGACCUUCCGAACCCACCCGGAACCGCUGCUGGUGAGUCUGGAUCGCCUGGAUCCAGGAGUUGGAGUGAGCCCAGUGAGCUCCGGCGGACCUCCCUGUUCCCAGAAUCCUCGUCCAGCUGCUAUCAGAACAUGAGCAGCUCGGCACAAAGGAAGAGGAAACCCACAGGAAGUUCUCUGCCUUCUAGAACCAAGACCAGCAGAACUGCCAACAGUCGGACCUUGGCCCUCAGAACCGACGACGUUGGAGACCCGACCCCCCCGUCAGACCCGACUGACACGUUAGACAGUGUCACUGAAGGUGUGGAGGAGGUGGUGGACCUGACCCGCGAGGGAUCAGAAGCUGCUGUGGUGGACCUGACCACCGCCAACGACUCUGUGCUGCUGGUGGAUGAAGGACCGCUGGACAUCAGAGUCCCUCCAGGUCAGAGCUAUGUGCUCAGCAGCGACGACGACGAAGACGCUGCUGUCCACGCUGCCAUCGCGUCACACACAGCCAGGUCGACUUCGGGUCUCGUCAGUUGUCCCAUCUGUUUGGACCUGUACGCUGAGAUCGUAGACAGCGGCCGAUUGGUCGUCUCCACCAAGUGCGGUCACGUGUUCUGCAGCCAAUGCCUGAGAGACGCUCUGGCGGCCUCACACACCUGUCCUACCUGCAGGAAGAGGCUCACCGCUCGCCAGUACCACCCUCUUUACAUCUGACACCAUGUGACAUCAUCAGCUGGCUGCGCUGCUAUUGGCUGUCCUCAGGGACGUAACUGACAUCAUCAGCAGGGUUUUAUUUGCUGAAACAUUGAAAAUGUUUUCAGGAUCAGAUCCGCAUGUUGAAGAGCUAAAUAAUGUGAUUAUUUUCUUUCUGUUCAGAGUUUUAUUUGAAAUAAAUAUUCACAUUGAGGACCAA
Molecule: messenger RNA, 1061 nt
Organism: Fundulus heteroclitus (mummichog)
Lineage: Eukaryota; Metazoa; Chordata; Actinopteri; Cyprinodontiformes; Fundulidae
Gene: rnf4
Product: ring finger protein 4
Exons: 8
Coding region: 293-862 (189 amino acids)
Biological process (GO): positive regulation of transcription by RNA polymerase II
Molecular function (GO): transcription factor binding; zinc ion binding
Source: RefSeq, a predicted model, not a curated record